This is a messenger RNA of Mollisia scopiformis, 327 nucleotides long. Its product is annotated as putative cytochrome c. Bases 1 to 327 code for a protein of 108 amino acids. Gene Ontology annotation, molecular function: heme binding; electron transfer activity. Lineage: Eukaryota; Fungi; Ascomycota; Leotiomycetes; Helotiales; Mollisiaceae. The transcript has 4 exons. Gene Ontology annotation, cellular component: mitochondrial intermembrane space. Gene Ontology annotation, biological process: mitochondrial electron transport, cytochrome c to oxygen; mitochondrial electron transport, ubiquinol to cytochrome c. The record is from RefSeq and is a predicted model, not a curated record.
AUGCCUUUCAAGGACGGUGACGCAAAGAAGGGUGCCAACCUCUUCAAGACAAGAUGUGCUCAAUGCCACACUCUCGGUGAGGGUGAGGGCAACAAGAUCGGUCCCAAUCUCCACGGGCUGUUCGGUCGUCACACUGGUUCCGUCCCUGGUUUCUCAUACACCGAUGCCAACAAGGCCAAGGGCAUUGAGUGGAACACUGAUACUCUCUUCGAAUACCUCGAGAACCCAAAGAAGUACAUUCCAGGAACAAAGAUGGCAUUCGGUGGAUUGAAGAAGGACAAGGACAGGAACGACUUGAUCACCUUCUUGCGUGAGGAGACCAAGUAG